Psammomys obesus (fat sand rat) is the source of this 3333-nucleotide messenger RNA. It is a transcript of the gene Brca1, whose product is annotated as BRCA1 DNA repair associated. The transcript is spliced from 22 exons. Gene Ontology annotation, biological process: double-strand break repair via homologous recombination; positive regulation of transcription by RNA polymerase II; chordate embryonic development. Gene Ontology annotation, cellular component: BRCA1-A complex; plasma membrane; BRCA1-BARD1 complex. Lineage: Eukaryota; Metazoa; Chordata; Mammalia; Rodentia; Muridae. The coding region runs from base 1 to 2268 and encodes 755 amino acids. The record is from RefSeq and is a predicted model, not a curated record. Gene Ontology annotation, molecular function: metal ion binding; ubiquitin-protein transferase activity.
AUGGAUUUAUCUGAUGUUCGAAUUCAAGAAGUCCAGAAUAUCCUUCAUGCUAUGCAGAAAAUCUUAGAGUGUCCAAUAUGUUUGGAAUUGAUCAAGGAACCCAUUUCCACAAAGUGCGACCACAUAUUUUGCAAAUUUUGUAUGCUGAAACUUCUUAACCAGAAGAAAGGUCCUUCAAAAUGUCCUUUGUGUAUGAAUCAGAUAACCAAAAGGAGCCUGCAAGAAAGUACAAGGUUUAGUCAACUUGUUGAAGAACUGUUGAAAGUCACUGAUGCUUUUGAGCUUGACACAGGAAUACAGUUUGCAAACAGUUUUAGUUUUUCCAAAAAGAAGAAUAAUUUUUCUGAACAUGUGAUUGAAGAGGCUUCUAUCAUCCAGAGUGUGGGCUACCGAAACCGUGUCAAAAGACUUGGGCAGAUAGAAUCUGAAGAUGCUGCCUUGAAGGACAGUCUUAGUGUCCAGCUGUCUAACCUUGGAAUUGUGAGAUCAGUGAAGAAAAACAAGCAGACACAGCCUCGAAAAAAAUCUGUCUACAUUGAACUAGAUUCUGAUUCUUCUGAAGAUACAGUUAAUAAGCCUGAUGAUUGCAGUGUGACAGAGCAGUUGUUAGAAGUCACCCCUCAAGGAGCUGGACAUGAGGCCAGUCUGCAUUCUGCAACCAAGGCUGCUUGUGAGUUUUCUAAGGACAUAACAAACACUGAACAUCAUCAAUGCAGUGAUAAAGAUUUGAACCCUAUUAAGAAUCAUGCAACUGAAAGGCAUCCAGAAAAAUGUCAGGGUGAAGUGGCAUCUGGAUAUGAGAGUGAAACAAACCUUUCUGAAGACUGCUCACAGAGUGACAUUUUAACCACUCAGCAGAAGGCUACCAUGAAAGAUAACCUGAUAAAGCUCCAGCAGGAAAUGGCUCACCUGGAAGCUGUGCUGGAGCAGCAUGGGAACCAGCCUUCUGUCCACUCCCCUUCCCUCAUAGCUGACCCUCAUUCCCCAGAAGACCUACCAAAUCCAGAAGAAAACAUAUCAGGAACAGCAAUUUUAACUUCAGAGAACAUUAAUGAGAACCCUGUAAGCCACAAUCCAAAGAGCCCUUCUGCUGACAAGUUCCAGCCACAACAUCCCGGCGGUUCCACCAGUACAGAAGAAGAAUCAGAAGUGGGAAGGCCUUCCCCUUUUAAAUCUCCAUUGACAGGCAGCAGGUGCCCUGCACACAGCCGCUCUGGGGGUCUUCAGAGCAGAAACUGCCCAUCUCAAGAGGAGCUCCUUCAGGCUGUUGAAUUGGAGAAGUCAUGUGAACCACAGAACUUAACAGGGCAGUUUUGCUUGCCAAGGCAAGAUCUAGAAGGAACCCCAUCCCUGGAAUCUGGAAUCAGCCUUUUCUCUAUCAGAAACUCCGAGUCUGAGUCCCCUAAAGAGCCAGCUCGUGGUUGCACAUCAACUUCAACCUCUGCACCGAAAAUAUCCCAGUGUCAAGGUGCUGGGUCUUCCAAGAGUCCCGCUGCUGCUUGGGCUGAUACGGCAGGGCUAGAGGCUUUGGGCAAGAGAAAGCCAGAACUGACAUCUUCAGAAGAAAGAACCCAUACAGAAAUAUCCAUGGUGGUAUCAGGCUUGACCCACAAAGAAGCAAUGAUUGUGCAGAAGUUUGCUGAAAAAUACGGCCUCACUUUGACUGAUGAAAUUACUGAGGAGACUACACAUGUAAUAAUAAAAACAGAUGCUCAGUUUGUGUGUGAACGGACGCUGAAGUAUUUUCUAGGAAUUGCAGGAGGAAAGUGGAUAGUUAGCUAUUCAUGGGUAAUCCGGUCUAUCCAAGAAAGAAAACUUCUAAAUGUGCAUGAAUUUGAGGUCAGAGGAGAUGUUGUGACUGGGAGAAACCACCAAGGUCCAAAGCGAUCCAGAGAAUCCCAGGACAAGCUCUUCAAGGGCCUGAAGAUCUGUUGUUGUGAGCCCUUCACCAACAUGUCCAAAGAUGAGCUGGAGAGGAUGCUGCAGCUGUGUGGGGCUUCCGUGGUGAAGGAGCUUCCAUCGCUCACUCAUGACACCAUGAGUAUCCGAGGCCUCCUUAAGGGUACUCAUCCCAUUGUGAUCGUACAGCCAAGUGCCUGGACAGAAGACAGUAGCUGCCCUGAGCUUGGGCAGCUGUGUGAGGCCCAUCUGGUGAUGUGGGACUGGGUGCUGGACAGUAUAUCCGUCUACCGUCGCCGGAAUCUGGAUGCCUACCUGGUACAGAAUAUCACCCAUGAGUGUAGUGAGCUCCAAGACCCCAACGAUUAGUUUAAGAAAUGGUCUUUCAUACCCAGGGAGCAUCUCUCACUCUUAGGUGUUUCUACAUCCUAUGUACUAAGUAUUUUAUAUACAUCAGCCAGGAAGAAAACAGCUUCUGCCUAUGUGAGGGUCCCUUAAAAUUUUCUAAUUUAAGUCUCCCUUUGGAAUCUGUCUUGAGCACAAAGAGUGUGAAUUCACCUGAGAAUUAUCACUAUUUAAAUCCCACCAAUUGAGCAAGAUGCUAACUUGUUAUGUGUUGUUCUUAGAGAGUCAAUGGUUUGGCUGUUCUGAGCUGAACAUGGUGGUCUUAGCUGAACAUGGUGGUAUGUGACCAUAAUCACAGCACGUGGCAGCAAGAGACAGAAGUGUUUUGAGUUCAAGGCCAACCUGGGCUACAUAAGACCCUGACUCAAGCAAAUAGCUAGUGGUUCUAAUUUGUUUCUUAUAAAAUCUCAUGUUCAUAAAGGCCAAUAGUCAAAUCCUUCAAGGAGUUUGCUUGAGGUCUGUGAUUUGACUUAAAAUCAGUGUUCCUUGAGUCUCCAGGUUUAAUGCCCAGCACCAAACAACACCCAGUCCCCUCCCCCCAGAAGCAGCGCUUGUGCAGGUCUUGGAUGUUAGAGGACACUGAGGAAGUUCAGAGGCAGAUAAUGUAUUUGUGUGAAUGUGAAGUUUUCAAGCAUCAGUAUCCGGGAGAUCGUUCUCAUUCCCCAUAACUGAUGAGCAAAGCGCUUGUUGUAGUUGCUCAAAGUAACCCAUUCCUCUUAAAAUACAAGAUCUCUGAUAUGAAUAUUUCAUGUCUGUAAAAUGAUGGAUUCCACCAGGAAAGGGGCUGUUGCUUUUUUUUAAGUAAUUUUUCCCUUUUGCUUUCUAUUGCCAAACCAUACUACUUCGUAAAUAAUUUUGCUUGCUGAAGAAAAAGACCAUAUUUUUCAUGAACUCAUUAUCUUGGACUGUUUAUAGCUGUUGGAGGGAAUAGUCUUCCCUAUGUACCCCACCACAUGGAGGCCUGAUUAUACAAAGUAUGUUUUAUAAAUGUUGUACCAUUAAUACUGCAAAUAAACUGAAUAACAAACA